Messenger RNA from Aspergillus fischeri NRRL 181, 1191 nucleotides. RefSeq names its product ankyrin repeat domain-containing protein. The record is from RefSeq and is a predicted model, not a curated record. Bases 1 to 1191 code for a protein of 396 amino acids. Gene Ontology annotation, molecular function: protein binding. The transcript has 2 exons. Lineage: Eukaryota; Fungi; Ascomycota; Eurotiomycetes; Eurotiales; Aspergillaceae.
AUGUCCGUCCUCCCACCGGAGAUCCUCCAUCAUAUUCUUGGCCUCACGACUCCCAGCUGGCGAUGGGGCUGGCUCUGGAAAGAUAGGAGGGAGCGGAUGUUCGACCGCUCAGAUUUAUUUUGGUUUUUGAACUUACGCCUCGUCAAUAAGCAAUUCGACGAUAUCGUGAUCCACCAUUUCCUCGCAGCAAUUAGAGCCGGACUCAUCUGUAGCGACCUUCCCAUUCGCCGCGGGCCGCCGACCUACUCGACGAUGGCAAUGGGAAGACGAAUACUGUGGUCAGCUGGGUGUCGAAAUCGUGGCCUUCAAGGGUUAGCGACGAGAAGUGUCCACCCACUUAUCAACACUAUCAAUGCGGGGGUGGAUGAGGUCGUUGAGCUUUUCUCGCGGAGGAGCCAAAUGCAACCCGAGGUUCUCCAAACGACCUAUGUAAAGGGAAUGAUAUCGAUGUUUGUCGGACUGACGGGGAUUAAUUUGAUCGAUCACCUUCAGGCUCAGAGAGGGGAUGGAAGAGGGACUGCAAUUCUAGAUGGCCUGGACCCCGAGAGAGAGGGGGGAAAGAGAGCCGCGUUGAUGGCGGCUGCAUAUUUGGGCAGAAUCGAUGAUAUGGAGGCACUGCUUGUGUGGUGUAUACAAAAUACUGCCGAUUUGGAUAAAUGGCUCCAUUUGCCGCUUAUGGCGGCUGCUUUCGGCAGACAGGUGGACAUCAUACGGUUUCUGCUCAAUAGGGGAGUUGACGGGAAUGCGCGGACUGUCGAAAAUGGGGAUACUGCGAUGCAUUUUGCUGCCUUGGCAGGUCAUGUAGCCCUUGUCGAGUAUCUUCUAGGGAUUGGGGUGGAGGCUGAUGUGGUGAACAAUGCUGGGCACACGCCGCUUCAUUGGACUGCCGGGAGAGGACACGCGGGUGUUGUGAGGAUGCUCUUGAUGACGGAAGAGGUGGACGUCAAUUUACAGGAUCGUCUGGGGAGAGCGCCACUAAUCUGGGCCGCGGCAAGAGGGUUUGACAAUGUGGUGAAGGAGCUGUUACAGAGGGAAGAAAUCGACGUCGAUCUCGCGGACGGGGACGCAGAAGUUACUGAGGUGACUCCAUUAGCCGUGGCUGCGGUGAUGGGCAAGGAAGACUCUUCUACAGCCUCUUCCAUCAUCCGAAGGUUGACAGAGAGGGAUACACGGUCUUUCGACGAGCACUGA